AGGGGGAAGCUGCCGCGCGAUUCCUGGGAGCGAGCGCUCGCGUUCGGCCCACGGCACAAACACGGGGGAGAGAUGAGUCUCAAAACAAGAGACGGGGAAAUGACCGGGCUCGCCACUGUGUUAUCCUGAGAAUCAGCCGAAAGAAAAACAGAUAUUUGUUCAUCAGCAAAAGCGCUGCUAAAUACUGGAGCUGCUAGAGCUAGACAACCGGAGGUGAAAUGGGAGUUGGUGCGGCCGGUGUGACGUCAGAGCCGCCGGUGCUGUUCUCAGAAUAGACUUCUAGGAAACCGUAAUUUUUAAAAGCCCAGCCUUUACACUCUGUCCUUCACACAUUUGGAUCCCAUUCUGGUGACAACACACUCCAAACCGCUGCUACGGAGAUUUUUAUGUUUUAGACGUUUUGUUUUCAUUUUUCUCGUCCAGUGUUGUUCUUAUAAACACUACAGGACCAGAGCACUACUGCCUGGGUACACCGAGCUCUUUUAUCACCAAUUUGAACGCUUUUUUUUGUGGAAGUGUUUUUUUCCUUUCUUCAGACGGAGAUCAGUGUCUAUAUGUUUCGUGAUUUUCUGCGGAAGAAACACUGACCAGAUCUUAAUCUACAGAGGAUUUAAGAAAUAGCAUGAUUCUUUGUGUACCAGCUCCGAGAGCACCUCUGACUGCUGCUCCGUCCACUGAAACCUCGAGGGGGAUGCGGGCAGGAACAGUACCUACCCCUUGCCUUCAAAGCACCCCUCCACUAUGGGACCCAACAAAGGACUUGCGGGCGAUUGCCAGCAACUUCUGCUAUCUAGAAAAUUCAGGAUGGUACUGGGGAGCUGUAACUGCAGCUCAGGCCCACGCUGCACUUCAAGAGGCAUCUGAAGGAGCUUUUUUGAUACGGGACAGCAGUCACCCUCUGUACAUGCUGACCCUCUCCGUCAGGACUGCAAGAGGUCCCACCAGUAUUCGGAUCCAGUACAGCGGGGCACAGUUUUUGCUCGACUCCAGCUCCCCGGCCAGGCCGAGCCUGUCGUCCUUCCCCAACGUGCCCAGCCUGGUGCAGCACUACAUGGGACCAGGGAGGAAAGCAGAGGAGGGGAAGGUGGUGGAGGAGGCCCCUUCAAAACCCUGUCAUCAGACAAUUCAGGAGACCUCUGUGGUUUUGAAACUGAAGCGGCCUUUGUACAAGCCGCAGGGCCUCCCCUCCUUACAGCACCUCACUCGCCUCGUCAUAAACAGACACUCUGACAGCCCUGACCAGCUCCCACUCCCGAGGCCUCUGCUGCGUUACAUUCAGGAAUAUCCCUUCAAGGUAUGACGGGUGCUUCCUGAUGUUAUUAAAUUUAAGGACAAAUAAACUCUCAAACAGGUCUCUGGUGCCUGAAAAUUACACCGCUGCUGCAGCAUUUGGAGGCCAGUCACGAAACCACUGGACACAGGGUGAUAUUUUUUGCUGAAAAAUGUGUAUAAAUUCAGUUUAUACUGACGUGCCUGAUGCCAGACUUCAUUUGUCAAGGAUUGGGUGAUGAAGUACGACGACUUGUGAGCAAACUUGUACUGUAAUCACUUUUUUUGCGAUGGAUGUGGGAAUUAUCCAUGUCCAUUUGACCCUCAUCAGUUCUGGAUGUACGUACUGUUUCCAAGAACUACACUGAUUCCAUUAAGACAUCUUUUAUGCCGUUUUAUUUUUCUCAGUAAAACAUUUUUUCUACCUUUUACAUGUGUACAUUUUUCUAUUAAAAUAACAAACUUA
Eleginops maclovinus (Patagonian blennie) is the source of this 1735-nucleotide messenger RNA. RefSeq names its product cytokine inducible SH2-containing protein a (gene cisha). Gene Ontology annotation, molecular function: 1-phosphatidylinositol-3-kinase regulator activity. Gene Ontology annotation, cellular component: phosphatidylinositol 3-kinase complex. Gene Ontology annotation, biological process: phosphatidylinositol phosphate biosynthetic process; intracellular signal transduction. The transcript is spliced from 3 exons. The record is from RefSeq and is a predicted model, not a curated record. NCBI's taxonomy places the organism in Eukaryota, Metazoa, Chordata, Actinopteri, Perciformes, Eleginopidae. Bases 623 to 1300 code for a protein of 225 amino acids.